Messenger RNA from Propithecus coquereli (Coquerel's sifaka), 1196 nucleotides. RefSeq names its product poliovirus receptor related immunoglobulin domain containing (gene PVRIG). Bases 13 to 912 code for a protein of 299 amino acids. Gene Ontology annotation, cellular component: plasma membrane. The record is from RefSeq and is a predicted model, not a curated record. Gene Ontology annotation, molecular function: signaling receptor activity. Lineage: Eukaryota; Metazoa; Chordata; Mammalia; Primates; Indriidae. The transcript is spliced from 5 exons. Gene Ontology annotation, biological process: negative regulation of T cell receptor signaling pathway.
CCGGAGGGAGUGAUGGUUGGGUACCGGCCCCUGGUCCUGCCCUGGGUGCUGCUGGCCCUCUGCCUCACUGCCGGGACCCCCGAGGUGUGGGUGCAAGUUCACAUGGAAGCCACCAAGCUCCAAUCCUUCACUGUCCGCUGUGGGUUCCUGGGGUCUGGCUCCAUCUCCCUAGUGACUGUGAGCUGGGGGGGGCCCGAUCGUGCCGGUGGGACCAGGCUGGCUGUGCUGCACCCAGAACUCGGCACCCAGCAGUGGGCCCCUGCCCACCAGGCCCACUGGGAAACCAGAAGCAGCGUCUCCCUCAGCGUGGAAGGGUUGGAGGCGAGAAGCCCCAGUGCCAACACCACCUUCUGCUGCAAGUUUGCUUCCUUCCCCGAGGGCUCCCAGGAGGCCUGUGGGGCAUUCCCGCCCAGCUCAGACCAAGGCCCAACUUCAGCCCCCAUCCUGCGGGCAGACCUGGCUGGGAUCUUGGGGGUCUCAGGGAUCCUCCUCUUUGGCUGCAUCUACCUCUUACACCUCCUGCACCGACAGAGGCACUGGCCUGUCACUAAGUUCCAGCCGCCCCUCACCAGCCCCCAGGCACAGCUCCCAGCACAGGCAGCCAGCCAGGCCUCCCUGGCCGCUCACCGCAUCCCCUACACCUCCCUCAACACCAGCCUCUGCCCAGCAGCUCUGGAUAUGGCCCACCCCCACCAGCGACUGUCCUGGUGGGCGCCGCUCCCCACCCACACCGCGUGCCAGCCCCAGGCCCCUGGCCCCUGGGCCUCCCCUGCACGCAGCAGCUUCAUCUCUGUCGAGAACGGACUCUAUGCCCAGGCGGGAGAGAGGCCUCCCCACACGGGCCCCAACUGUACCCCUUUCCCUGACUCUCCGGGGCCCAGGGCCAUGCAGGGGUGCUUAGAAGUUCGAUGAGAGAGACCCCCAAGUCCACUUGGCCUUCCUCGCCUUCCCCCUCCCCCCGAGGGCCCUCUUCUCUUGGGCGCCUGCACCCCGGGCUCUGCCCUCUUCACACGUCUUGCUUUACUCCUAGGCCUCCAGUAAGUGUCUCUGCUCACACCCUGCUGGGGCCCACUGGCUGCGGAUGUGGUCAGCGUGUGUGCAUGUGUGGGUAUGUGUGCGCACAGGUGUGAGUGUGUGAGGUGACAGGUCCCCACUGCAGGUCAUUUCCUGUUGUGACACUUCCCCAACCCUCCCUG